CAACCCAUGCAAGCAAUGCUCCAGCGUCCGAAUCGCACAUCCAUGUCGCAUCGCAUUGAAGCCAGGGUUUCCCUGGAUCUGACAAGAGAACAGACGCACUCUCUUCGUCUCGCGCAGCGUCUGUUCUUAUGCGCACAGAGGCUCCAAAAUAGCUAGAGCCUGAAGAACAUCCAAGAAGAAUGAUGAUGACCGGAGCUGGCCCGGCGGCUUAUAUCACCGUGACUGCAAAGUAAUAACCCGGAGCCAAGGUUGGCGAGCCGGCGGCCGUCGUUUCUGGGUCAAGGGCGGAUCGAAACGAGCCUCUCGUGCCGCUCCUCCCAUCUGCGACUUACUUCACACCUCUAGCGCCCGUUUAGGAUCGAUCACGCUCCCCUUCGUCGCACUGCGCAGUUGUUCAACAGUUAGGUCUGAGGUCUCGGUAAUGCAGAUGCCAGAUGGGUUGAUCCCAUCCAGCCUGGGGCCUUCUUCCGCAUUGGGCCCUGGACUAAACUCUCGAUGCUGGCAGUGUCCAAGCUUUGGACGGGGGCAGCAUGACGGUAAACCAUCAAACCUCCUUUCAGAACAAGGAGGUGAGCAUCAAGAUGGGGCAUGGACCACUGGUUGCUGGUGGCCGUCGCCUCUUGCAAAUCCAAUCCGCCUCCCGCCCCAUACCACCACGGGCAGUUUCAAGACCAACCCAUUUGAACCCAUGUCCUAUGCGUUUUUUUCUCCUCCCAUGGCAAGCGUUUCCGUUCAUCUCCACCCCCAUCGUUUGUGGUCGAAACAGGUACUGCCUGUUUAUGCCCGGCUGGGCUGUCGUUGCUGCUGGACAGAUGCAGGUGCAGCGGCAACUUUUGGCUGACGCCUCACCCUACCUGCUUGCUUGCACACGUCUCUCUUUCUUCUGCCGCAAGUCAAGUUCCGCCUGCGCCGAACCAUGCCAUGGUGAAGUAGUACCUGGGAUGGGGGUUAAAAGUCACUCAGGAAACAAUGCCGCUUGAGAGCCCAACUAACCUUGAUGACUUGACCCUUCUUUACCGACUUUGUAACCCGACCACUCACGUACACCGCCCCCCAUCAUAGACUUUCUUCUUCGCGGUAUGCCCCCAACUUUGAUGCACAAUAAGAACGUUCUGCGCCAUUAAACAUGGCAUUUUAGUCGAAGUAAGCGCUGUUAGCCAGAACCAGCCAGCCUGAAGAAUAGAGGGUGUCUGUCAUGCACGAAGUCGUGGUCAACCCAUGUCGUUUGCCCUAGUGGGGACGGUAUCUCGCGUAGUCGACAUGUUCGGCGUUAGCACUGAUCUUCUUCGACGUCCCUAGAACCGGUCGGUCUUGCAUUUCUUUUUUUUUUUUUUCUUUAUCUAUUUGCCAUUUCGUUCUUGGAUGGAGCAACCCCUCAGCAACCAAAGAAGAAAAAAGGUCAAUUGGGGCUCUUUUGAUUGGGGAGGGGUGUGUUGCCAUUUCUCCUGCCAAGGGGCGUGGUCUGGGAGUAUGUCGAAUGGCCGUCUCAUUGACUUUUUACUUGGCCACCAAACAAUUGGACCCAAGACAGCUAGUACCUGUUGGGUACCUCUUCUCAUCAGUCCAAGCGUGAACGGGGAUUGGACUUUGACAUUUCGCCUUAGCCCUCUUUCCAGCUGGAUCAAGAGCCCGAGCAUGGCAAACCGGUUCUUGGUCCCGGGCUCUUGAUAUUGCAGCUGGGUGUUGGGAGCGUUGGAGCUACCCCAAACCCAACCGAAGUCGAUGAGGUCCGUCCCGAAGCCCCCGGGGGUUACUUCCAGAGGUUACCCGUAUCUGACAGGGCCAUCUCUACCGCACAAGUCAGGCGUUUGGCAUUCUGGGGUACGGACCCUGACUUGUGGCUCAGGUUAUCACUCACCACCCACGGCAUCCGAGCCCUGGAGCCCUGACCUUGCCCGCAUCCCUUGUUCUGUCUGUUUCCCUGGCCGACCCACUUUGCACACACGCCCCCCUCCAUCUGCACCCCCUCCCUGGCCCUUGGCCCUUGGCCCUGGUUGCCAUCCAUCCAUCCAUCUCCUUCAACACGACAUGCAGCCUGUCUGUACACUUCCGGUAUGGCUAUCACCGGUGUUCUUUUCAUGGAAUCCCAACCAUGAAGGCCUACUCGUCCUCACAGUAUUAGUUUACCCUCAUAUGCCCCCCUGAACCCUGACCCCAUCCCCCGCAUACUGUCACUCUCCUUAGACACCGUCAUCAAGAAGUUUUUCUUUCCCCUUCUCAUCCUGGCUACCCAUCUGCAGAGGCGCAUCUUCCCGGACCUGGAUACAGCCUCUCCCCUGCUCUAUGCUCGGUGACUAUGGAAAAGGUCUUCUCUCUUCUCAAGCAGUCGUCUAGCACCCCCGUCUGACCUUACCACUGCUCACCUACCUCAUCAAGCUCGGCACAUGCUCAUUUAUUGGCGAACGCAUGCUCAGGAACCUACCCAAUCAUGUUUUGAUGUCUGCCAUCAGCACACGAGCCACCACCGUUGUCUAAAAGCUACUAUUAUAACAACCAGUCUCGAAAGGGGGUCUCUUUCUCGCUCGGCUACCAAUCUACCCCCUUUAAACACGCGCUGUCUCCCGAACUUCACGGCUUACAAAACUCGGAAUCGCGUCCAUCACAUAUCCCAACCUAGCUCACUUCGGCCGACAACAACAUUUGCGAAACCCGUCCUGGUCUCCCGGUCCUAGUCUCCGCGCCAAACGGUUCACUGACCUCCGUAGAAGAACAGCUACGGUGGAGUGACCUUCUUCUUGCCCGGACGUACUGACCAGCGAUCCCCUGCUAAGCAGUCGAAGGAACGAAGCUUCCAUUGUUGAGCUCUCGGCACCUUUGGCUUCACUGCAACUCGAGAGCAACAACCGGUUUCUGUUGGUGGCGUUGGACAAGGCGGAAAACGCGUUUCCCCCGUCUUCAGCCCUGGCCAUCUAUGAACUUGCUGCCGCUAUAGGCAAAGACCGGCGAGACACCGUCACCGUGGAUAUCGCGUCAUUAAUCAAAGGCUCCGACUCAAAUGAGUCCACUGCAUCGCCUACCCAGCAGGCUCAUCCGACUUCGACUGCAACAUUUUCGCCGGCAACAACGUCCCCAGGUGAUCCUCCUCCUCUGGCCUCCUUUGCUGUAGCACCCGGCACAGUGUCUUCGCAAUUUGGCUUCGUCGGCGGCACCGGAUUUGGGGGCUUCGGGGCAUCUACGAUACCUGGAUACUCUCAGCCGACUGCCACUUUGGCGCCAGCUUCAGCAUCACGCCCGCCCAGUGGAAGUAAUAAACGCAGCAUGCCGCCUCACACCUCCGAGUCGCCGGCGAAGAAACAAAGCAAGUGGUCUCCGGAAGAGGAUGCUCUCAUCAUAGAGCUCCGGGGCAGUGGGAUGAAAUGGGACGACAUAUCGAAGCGGCUUCCAGGACGGAGCUCCAUCAGCUGUCGUCUUCACUACCAAAACUAUCUGGAAAGGCGGAGCGAGUGGGACGAAGAGCGCAAGAACAAGCUCGCAAGGCUGUACGAGAGAUUCAAACCUGAGAUGUGGGCAAAAGUGGCAGAGGAGAUGCAGGUCCCCUGGCGCGCCGCCGAGGCGAUGCACUGGCAGCUAGGUGAGAAUGAAAUGGCAAGGCGGGCAGGCGUGGUUCCAUUCACGCUGAACAUGACUCCGAACGACUCGCAAGGUUCCCACGGCCAUCACCGAAUUUCCCCCACGAGAGGACACGGCCACUCGCAGUCCCAGGGAAGCCUCCCCACCAUUCCGUCUCCACGAUACCACCACCAACACCAACGGGGCCCCGGGCCCGUCCCACCACCCUUGAUCCCACCCCCGAUGGCGACCGGCCGGCCCCUAGCCGUACGACGCGAGAGCCUCCCCCCGAGAUCCUCUUCCGGCAUCGCCCCUGAGCCCCUUGACUACGGCUACGGACAACCGCCUCCACCACCGGGUCCUCCGUUUGGGGGGCUCGCGCCGAUUCAGACGACGAGUCUUGGCCCAGGUCAAGGACGCGGAGGCGUGCUGCCCAGUGUGGCGGAACUGACGACGGGAGUUAGCCCGUAUAGCACUCCGGCGUACUCGGUGGGAGCUCCUAGUGCGAGUCCUAUCCACAGCGCCACUGCUAGUCCGGUUCCUUUGCUCCCGCCUUUGGGGUACAGCUCGUCGUCGUCGUAUGGGUAUACACAUUUGGAAUCGUCGUCUGGGUCGAAGCGGAGGGCCAGUCCUGAUGUAAGCAGGGAGACUAGCAGGCGACGACACAUGUACCCGCGGUCUGAGGAUGGGGAUUACCCGCCUCUUCCGCCUCCGCCUCCGCCACCGAUGGGACUCGGGCAGGUGGCGGCUAGACGGCCGAGGUAUGAGCCAUAA
Podospora pseudopauciseta is the source of this 4323-nucleotide messenger RNA. RefSeq lists its product as uncharacterized. Lineage: Eukaryota; Fungi; Ascomycota; Sordariomycetes; Sordariales; Podosporaceae. Gene Ontology annotation, molecular function: RNA polymerase II cis-regulatory region sequence-specific DNA binding; DNA-binding transcription factor activity, RNA polymerase II-specific. Gene Ontology annotation, biological process: regulation of DNA-templated transcription. Gene Ontology annotation, cellular component: nucleus. The record is from RefSeq and is a predicted model, not a curated record. The transcript is spliced from 2 exons. The coding region runs from base 3259 to 4323 and encodes 354 amino acids.